AUGUUGGGAACAGUGAUACUCCAAGUGGCUACAUUAUUGUUGUCAUCACUAAAUCAUGGAGGGAAGGACGCCUUAAAGCACAGCAGGGAUUUAUCUUUGGAUCUGGUCAGUGGAGGCUCAGCAGAAGAGAACAAGGAAGUCCAGAAUGUGUCCACAUCUCAAAAUGUGUGGAUCAGCCUCUUUCGAGGUACGUGGCGGUGGUCUGAUGGGAGCGAGUCGUCAUUCCGCUUGUCAAACCCGCAGCAAUCAAGCUACCGUGAUCAAGACUGUAUGUCCGCUAUAUUCCAAGAUGAUAGCCAGUGGCAUGAUCUGAAAUGUAGCAGCCACUACACCUGUCGUAAACUGUAUACAGGACAAGUCACAGGAAACCUGAUAUUAAUUUGUGAAAACAUGACUUGGAUGGAAGCCUCGAGUUACUGCCGAGAGAACUACAUGGACCUUGUCUUCAUCACUGAGCAAAGCACUCAGGAUCUGGUGGCACAGAUGGCACAGAAUUCCACAUCAUCCCACAUUUGGCUUGGUCUGCGCUACACUUGCACCUUUGGCCUUUGGUUUUGGAGCGGUUCGUCAGCUGACUGUUACCAGAACUGGGCCCCGGGACAAGGACCACCGGAGCGUGCAUAUGAAUGUGGAGUAACUGGUGCCAUGUUGACCACAGAGGGGCAGCAGUGGGUGGGCCUGCCUGAGAGGCGGCAACUGAACUUUAUCUGCCAGGAUUGUGCCGGAUAAGGAAGAUUUUUUUUUUUUUUUUAACGUGCAAACGUGAGCUGGUACCACUCGGUUUAUUGUGUUAUAUUCACAAAUUUCAUUUCGCUAUCGUUCUCUUGUCUCACUAAAUCAGUGCACGAGUGUGAGAGGAUAACUCAAAGGCUGCCUCCCCCAUUGUUAUGUGUGAAUGCGAUUAAAUAUGAAAACACUGCGGCGUGCCGGCUGACACAUUCAUGAGUGGAGAGAGUGACAUGAGAACAUUGAUCCACUGCUUUCACUCAGGGGUUAACAUUUGCAUGUUGACCCCGACUGCUUGAGCUCAAGAUGCUCCUUUUUAGGACCACCAUGGACCUGAUGCAGACGGCCUGCUGGCCCCGCUGACCUUGUCCACGGUGCUGAGGUCUGCGGCGAUCGGCUAUAACCGUGGGAAUUGUUCACAAAUAAUUCUUCACCGCGCAACUGAUCAUUCAACUGUGAAAAAUUAAAAUAAAUGAUCAAUAAAAGAAAUGCAAAACAUGUAACUUAACUGCAGUGACCAGUAGAUUCUUAUCUACAGCUGAACAGUUUCUUCAUGUUGUUUGGCUUAUGAUGAUGAUGACCAUCUAUCGCAUUAUGAUUAUAUGCACAAUAUUAUUGUAAACAACUUGGCUAGAAUUGUUUCCGCACUGAGAGAGACAUCAACCUUAACAACAGGUAA
This is a messenger RNA of Hippocampus comes (tiger tail seahorse), 1405 nucleotides long. RefSeq lists its product as uncharacterized. The transcript is spliced from 4 exons. The coding region runs from base 1 to 729 and encodes 242 amino acids. The record is from RefSeq and is a predicted model, not a curated record. NCBI's taxonomy places the organism in Eukaryota, Metazoa, Chordata, Actinopteri, Syngnathiformes, Syngnathidae.